This is a messenger RNA of Eruca vesicaria subsp. sativa (arugula), 1130 nucleotides long. The record is from the annotation of a GenBank genome assembly. Lineage: Eukaryota; Viridiplantae; Streptophyta; Magnoliopsida; Brassicales; Brassicaceae.
CGUGGCGAAUCUGUGGUAAUUGGAUAUAGGGAUUAUUACUUUCCUCUCCGCAACGAACGGUUACGAGUUUCUCCUUCUCUGUGAUCUGAUGGCGCAAGACGAUCAAUCGGCGGCGAGAUCCACCGGAACGGUUAACUGGUUCAGCGAUACGAAAGGCUACGGUUUCAUCGCUCCAGAUGAUGGCGGAGAAGAACUCUUCGUUCAUCAGUCUUCAAUCCUCUCCGAUGGUUUCCGAACCUUGACUGUUGAUGAACCGGUUGAGUACGCGAUCGCGGUUGGAAACGACGGAAAGACCAAGGCCGUCGAUGUCACUGCUCCUGGCGGCGGAUCUCUCAACAAGAAGGAAAUGAACUCUGGCGGAAACGGCGGUGGUUGUUUCAGUUGCGGCGAGGUUGGCCACAUGGCGAAGGAUUGCGUCGGCGGUCGCAGAUCCGGUGGCGAAGGUUCUUGCUACGUGUGCGGCAAUGUAGGACACUUCGCUAGGGAUUGUAGGCAGAACGGCGGUGGAAACAGUGGUGGUGGCGGAGGUGAGUGUUACAGUUGCGGAGAGGUUGGUCAUAUGGCGAAGGAUUGUCGUGGUGGGAACAGAUACGGUGGUGGUGGUCGUGGAUCUGGCGGUGAUGGAUGCUACACGUGUGGUGGUGUGGGACAUUUCGCUAGGGAUUGCAGGGCAAAUGUCGGAGGUGGAAACACUUGCUAUACAUGUGGUGGAGUCGGCCACGUGGCGAGAGUUUGCACAAGCAAGAGACCGUCUGGUGGUUGCUACGAGUGUGGAGGCAUUGGCCAUUUGGCUCGUGACUGUGAUCGUAGAGGAAGAGGUGGCAAGUGUUUCACAUGUGGCGAGGAAGGUCACUUUGCAAGGGACUGCUCUUCACUUGCUUAACAAUAAAGAAAAGUAAUGUUCAUAAACUUCUUUGUCUUCAAAUUGGUUUUCUGAUGUUUACUAUUCAACAGGUGACUUUAACUUGAUAGCUAGAGUUGUUUCGGUUGAUGGUUUGGAAUGUUUCUUGGGAGUCUAAGAUCUCUAUAUUGCUCGUAUAUGACACGUUCUUGAAUACCUAUUCACUGCUUUUGUUGAUGCUAUAACCCAUAAGUUUGUAACCUUGAAUGAUAUGUGUGAUUUGCUUAUG